This is a messenger RNA of Bactrocera oleae (olive fruit fly), 1734 nucleotides long. Its product is annotated as cytochrome b5. Gene Ontology annotation, cellular component: intracellular membrane-bounded organelle; membrane. The record is from RefSeq and is a predicted model, not a curated record. Lineage: Eukaryota; Metazoa; Arthropoda; Insecta; Diptera; Tephritidae. Gene Ontology annotation, molecular function: heme binding.
GUUCGCCGGUUGUGACAAAGUGACAACUGAGCGAUGCAUAGAUCAGAAGAUCUAAAGCGUAGCUCAGAGACAACUGCCCUUGCGGCGAGUAGACACAGUGUGAGACUAAACGACAGACACUCAACCACGCUUCAGAUAAGGUAAUCUAGAAACUUGCAUAUAUGUAGAUACGUUUAACAUAUAAAUAGAUUAAGACUUGCUGAUCGAUUGGCAUUCAGCGGCUUGAAUCGGCACAAAGUGAAUCGUAGCGUCGGCACAACAAAAACCUCAUAAGAAUACAAAUAUAAAUAUACGACUAUAAACUAAUACAAGUGGUAAAAGUUAUGCUCUAAUUCACACACGUUUAAAAUAGUGUUAGCAUAACGCGUAAAACGUUUUGAAAGUAAGAAGAGACGAUAUCGAAAGUGAAACUAACGAUAACAAAUAAAUAAAGGGAAUUACUACAAACAAGAGACUUUUAAGAAGCUGUAAAAACUAAAUUGAAACAAAAUGACUUCUGCUAUUAACAACAUACUGCAAAGUUUGGGUCUCAAUUCGGCGUCGAAAAAAUCUAACAGUACUUCCGCAAACCCAGUGCUACAUAAAACAUUUCCACAGGAACUCAGCAAUGGCCUACUACCACGCGGCCUUGCCGAAAUACCACUGUCCGUUGUUGCACAACACGAUGAGUACUCAGACUGUUGGAUUGUCAUUUACGAUCGCGUUUACGACGUCACACAGUUUCUACGCGAUCAUCCCGGUGGCGAGGAUAUCAUAAUGGAGCAUGCAGGCCGUGAUGCAACUUUGGCUUUCCAUGGCACCGGACACUCACGAUCGGCGAUCGAACAAAUGAGCGACUAUCUGAUUGGUGAAUUACCGCCCAAGGAGCGCAUUUUCAGAAAUGGCAAUGCGAAAGUGUUGUCUAUUGACGUGCCACAGUGAAAGUAGAGAGAGGAAGUGUUUGAGAAAUGAUCACGCUACUCAAUGUAAAUCGCUCACAUGUAUGAUAAGACAGACAUACAUAUGUAGGUAUGAAAAGCUUUUUGCUCACUCUUGCUGAUACUAGCACUACACUCACUUGUUCCUAUAUACAAUUUGGUGUCAGCAUAGCUGAUAACCGAUUCAAAUUAACUAGUGUCCAGCCGAAUCUUAUCACUUUUGGCGAAGAAAAUCUACGCAUCAAUGAACCCCAUGAUCCAGUAGUAUAAAUAUUCCAUAUAAUUUAGGAUAUGUGAGUGAUUUAGAACAUUAUUUCAGAAGUUUAACGAAGAAAUUCAUAUAACUAAAUAUGCAUAGAUUAUAAUUACAAAGUAAUCAGAGCUUUACAUUUUACAUUCCGUUCAAAACUGCUGGGAUUGUGAUUCUAUAGCAGUCUUCAAUGUAAUUACUCUUUACAAUGUAGUAUUGUUGAUGCCUUUAUAUGUUAGCUACGUAGUGUACUUAAGUAUCAUAUAAAUUAAAAACUGAACAUUCAAAUAGAAUUUUAGUGCCGUAACAUUACUGGCCAAUAAUUAUAUUAAAAAUUAUAUGAGCAAAUGUUGUGUUAAUGUUAUACCGUUAUAUAAAUCUUAUUUGAUUAUUUAUUUUAAAAAAUAUUUACGUGGGAAAACGUAAAGUUCUGUAAACAUUUAUUUCCUAGCGCUAGUUUUAAUUUAAUGUAAAUGAUGUUUCUUACACCGUCCCUCCAAAAUGUACAUAAACAUAUAUAAAACUUUAAAAUAUUUGAAAAUAAUAUUUAAUCAAACAAAAACUAAA